Messenger RNA from Triticum turgidum subsp. durum (durum wheat), 1455 nucleotides. NCBI's taxonomy places the organism in Eukaryota, Viridiplantae, Streptophyta, Magnoliopsida, Poales, Poaceae. The record is from the annotation of a GenBank genome assembly.
AUGGACGCAGCCAGCGACGGCAUGCGCUUGCCCUACGACGUGCUCCUCGACAUCCUCCGCCGCCUGCCGGGGCGCGACGUUUGCGCGUCCCAGUGCGUGUGCCGCGCGUGGCGUGACAUAGUCAACAACGACCACUGGCUCUCCCUAGAGCGCUACUUCCCCCGGCGCGCCUUCCCCGGCCUCUUUGUCAACAAGACAGGGUGCCGCUCCAAUACAUCCUUCUUUGCGCCCCCGGCCAAUCGCGGCAUGCCUGGCUUCAGGAGCCCCGUCUACCCGCACCAGGCGAUAGUAUACCAGUCCUGCAAUGGCCUCCUCCUCCUCGAGGAGGGGGGCGAUUACGUGCUCAACCCAGUGACAGCGCGGUAUACUCGUCUGCCGCGGCCAUCGAUGCCGUAUUACUGGCAUGGCAUAUCUCUGGCUUUCGACCCUGCCGUGUCGUUCCACUACCAUGUGUUCCGCUUUCCCGAGGGUGGCUUGCUCAAGGAGCCAUUAUCAGCCACUAUAACGCAAGGCGAGGUUCCGCCACUCGAGGAAGCACAAGCAGAGGAGUUCGAGGAACCCCUGAAAAAAGUGUUCUCAAUGUUAAUGUACUCUUCAUGCACAGGGCAGUGGGAGGACCGAGAGUUCACACCUGGACUUUGUGCAUCGGGGCACCUCUACGACAUGGUUAGCAGAACGCCUGAGAGCUACGAGGGUCCAUUUCAUUCAUCUAAUUACUGGCGUGGGUCUGUCUAUAUGCAUUGCCACAACAGCGUCCUCGUGAUUCUACACCCCUCGAAGGGAACUUAUGAUAUGGUCCAGCUUCCCGGAGAACCCUGCGGUCCAAAAAGCUGGUACUCGCUUCCCAAAAAUUCAGUCUUAGCAAGCUAUGAGAGAGGGGUACAUUAUGUGGUGACUAACAAUUCACAGCUUCGAGUAUGGAUGCUAACGGAAUUGACCAAUGGACAACUAGGUUGGGAAUUGGUACACGACGCCGGCCUCAACCUGCAUGGUCAUAUGAUUCGUACUCUUAAAAUACAACCCAAGAUGAUAUGGAGGAUUGUUGGAAGCAAUGGAGGACCAGUCAGCUUGUCCGACUAUGAGAUAGAGGACAAUUGGGCCACACCACAUGACUCUGAAUAUUCAUGGGACUCUGAUGAGGACAACUACAUCGACAUGGUUGGAGGCGCCGACCACCAUGAGUCGGUGGAACAGGGUGCCUACUGCAGUAUCAUGGGAUUCCAUCCACACAAGAAUGCACUCAUCCUCGCUCUUAGCGGCGCGGUGGUAGUGUAUCAUCUCGACACCUCGAGGAUGCAGUAUCUGGGAGACGAGGACGAGCUUGAUAAAGACAACUCGCAACACGCUUGCUGUGUCGAGCAUUCGUUCAUUUACCGACCUUGCUAUAAGGACAUGCUACCAAGAGGGAAAUUAUCGAUGCCACCACAAAAUGAUAUACGAUCCAAUUCUACAUAG